Ochotona curzoniae (black-lipped pika) is the source of this 886-nucleotide messenger RNA. RefSeq names its product ADP ribosylation factor like GTPase 3 (gene ARL3). Lineage: Eukaryota; Metazoa; Chordata; Mammalia; Lagomorpha; Ochotonidae. The coding region runs from base 104 to 652 and encodes 182 amino acids. Gene Ontology annotation, cellular component: cytoplasm; microtubule cytoskeleton. The transcript has 6 exons. Gene Ontology annotation, biological process: cilium assembly. The record is from RefSeq and is a predicted model, not a curated record. Gene Ontology annotation, molecular function: GTPase activity; GTP binding.
GCUCCUCCGCUGUGCGUGCGAAGGACGUCGGGGGCGGCGCCGCGGCAGUUGCCCCUGGUAACGGGGGAGGCUGCAGGAGGAGGAGGAGGGAUUCGGCGGGAGGAUGGGCUUACUUUCAAUUUUGCGCAAAUUGAAAAGCGCGCCGGACCAGGAGGUGAGAAUCCUUCUCCUGGGCUUGGAUAAUGCUGGCAAGACAACUCUUCUGAAGCAGCUUGCAUCGGAGGACAUCAGCCACAUCACUCCUACACAGGGUUUUAACAUCAAGAGUGUACAGUCACAAGGUUUUAAACUGAAUGUGUGGGACAUCGGUGGCCAGAGGAAAAUCAGACCAUACUGGAGGAAUUACUUUGAAAAUACAGAUAUUCUCAUAUAUGUAAUCGACAGUGCAGACAGAAAAAGAUUUGAAGAAACAGGUCAGGAACUCGCUGAAUUACUGGAAGAAGAAAAGCUAAGCUGUGUGCCGGUUCUCAUCUUCGCUAACAAGCAGGACCUGCUGACGGCGGCCCCAGCCUCUGAAAUUGCAGAAGGCCUGAACCUGCACACCAUCCGUGACCGAGUCUGGCAGAUCCAGUCUUGCUCCGCUCUCACGGGAGAGGGCAUUCAGGAUGGCAUGAACUGGGUGUGCAAAAAUGUCAACGCCAAGAAGAAAUAAAAUCGAGACCAAUGGAGGCGCAGGAGCUGCGGGAGCCGGAUUCGGUCCUGAAAAACACUGAUUUGCUGCUUUCUGACCAAAUGUUUUUCCAUCUGUGUGCAGCUACAGCUGUUUGAAGAGAGGGAACAACAACACAGCUCGAAAAGAAUGCCCGUCCCAGCAGUAGGUUUAACUAAUCUCUGAGGUUCAGUAUCAUUUUUCAAAUAAAGGAAUUAUACUAUUUCCUCUGCAUAA